AUGGAGGAGAGUGCACACAUACAACAAACCUCCCUUAAAGACAAUCAUCAAUCAACAUCCCCUGAUCUGUCUUCAUUACAAUCAUUGAAGCUUGAUGAUGACUAUAAUCAACCUCUAUCAGUUGGUGUAUUACCAUCAUCAUUACAAUCAUUGGUGUUUGGUUAUUACUAUAAUCAACCUCUAUCAGUUGGAGUAUUACCAUCAUCAUUACAAUCAUUGGAGUUUGGUGAUAUAGACUAUAAUCAAGCACUAUCAGUUGGAGUAUUACCAUCAUCAUUACAAUCAUUGGUGUUUGGUGCCAACUAUAAUCAACCACUACCAGUUGGAGUAUUACCAGCAUCAUUACAAUCAUUGACAUUUGGUUGGUACUAUAAUCUACCUCUACCAGCUGGAGUAUUACCAUCAUUACAAUCAUUGGUGUUUGGUAUUGAAUAUAAUCAACCUCUAUCAGUUGGAGUAUUACCAACAUCAUUACAAUCAUUGGUGUUUGGAUAUGAAUAUAAUCAAGCACUAUCAGUUGGAGUAUUACCAACAUCAUUACAAUCAUUGGUGUUUGGUUGGAACUAUAAUCAACCACUAUCAGUUGGAGUAUUACCAACAUCAUUACAAUCAUUGGUGUUUAGUAUUGAAUAUAAUCAACCUCUAUCAGUUGGAGUAUUACCAACAUCAUUACAAUCAUUGAAGUUUCGUGGUGAAUAUAAUCAACCACUACCAGUUGGAGUAUUACCAACAUCAUUACAAUCAUUGGUGUUUGGUAAAGAUUGGAGUAUUAGAUAUAAUCAACCUCUAUCAGUUGGAGUAUUACCAUCAUCAUUACAAUCAUUGGUGUUUGGUUGGAACUAUAAUCAACCACUAUCAGUCGGAGUAUUACCAUCAUCAUUACAAUCAUUGGUGUUUGGUGAUGACUAUGAUCAACCUCUAUCAGUUGGAGUAUUACCAUCAUCAUUACAAUCAUUGAGGUUUGGUGAUUACUAUAAUCAACCUCUAUCAGUUGGAGUAUUACCAUCAUCAUUACAAUCAUUGAGGUUUGGUGAUUACUAUAAUCAACCACUACCAGUUGGAGUAUUACCAACAUCAUUACAAUCAUUGGUGUUUGGUAUUAGAUAUAAUCAACCUCUAUCAGUUGGAGUAUUACCAUCAUCAUUACAAUCAUUGAGGUUUGGUGAUUACUAUAAUCAACCUCUAUCAGUUGGAGUAUUACCAUCAUCAUUACAAUCAUUGAAGUUUGGUGAUUACUAUAAUCAACCUCUAUCAGUUGGAGUAUUACCAUCAUCAUUACAAUCAUUGGUGUUUGGUAUUGAAUAUAAUCAACCUCUAUCAGUUGGAGUAUUACCAUCAUCAUUACAAUCAUUGGUGUUUGGUAUUAGAUAUAAUCAACCUCUAUCAGUUGGAGUAUUACCAUCAUCAUUACAAUCAUUGAAGUUUGGUGAUUACUAUAAUCAACCUCUAUCAGUUGGAGUAUUACCAUCAUCAUUACAAUCAUUGGUGUUUGGUAUUGAAUAUAAUCAACCUCUAUCAGUUGGAGUAUUACCAUCAUCAUUACAAUCAUUGGUGUUUGGUAAUAGAUAUAAUCAAGCAAUAUCAGUUGGAGUAUUACCAACAUCAUUACAUACAUUGAAGUUUCGUGGUGAAUAUAAUCAACCACUACUAGUUGGAGUAUUACCAACAUCACUACAAUCAUUGAUAUUUUGUGCCGAUUUGGGAUCAAAUCCCUUAAGAUUGUUUGUUGAUUUCAACCAAUCAAUUAGUGUAGUCAGAAACUUCAUUAAAUUGGGAUCAUAUGGGCUCAUAAAACUUAGUAAGGCAGUCCAUCUAAUACUUUCAGCAACAUCUCCUUCAAAACAACCCAUUGCGAUAUUAAACAACAAUAAUCAGCAAAUAACUUUCAACUCAAAUCCCAACUGUAUUAGCUUUGACUCCACCCAAAUAUAUGCAUAUCCCAUCACAGAUUUCAUCGAUUCUAAAGGUGUACAAGCAUAUCCUAUCACCAAUUUUAUUUCAGUCAACAACAAGAAAUAUUUCAAAUUGCACACUUUCCCAUACUCUGCCAACCAAGUAAUUUUGGUGAUGUGCGAAUCCUCAAGUGAAUUGUAUGUUUACAAAGAAAUAGAUUACUCUAAUAAUCCAAAGAUCUAUGAUCAAGUACAAUUUGAAAUCACGACAAUGAAGCUAUUCAUCGGUGACGAUAUGUUUGUUCAAUACAAAGAUCACCAAGAUGAUACUCAUUCAAAAAAGAUAUACCUUUUAACCCAUUUCUGUGAAGGUGGUGAUUUAGAACAAUUAUUUCAAUCAAUCUAUAAAUGGAAUGAAUCAAAAAAAGAAUAUAAGCCAUAUACAGAAUAUAAAUAUAUUUCCGAAUCAGAUAUAUGGCGACAUAUUCAAAGAUUAUUUCAAAUACUUGAAAAACUAUCUCUUCACAAUCUUGCACACCUUGAUAUCAAACCACUCAAUCUAUUUAUUGGACAUGACGGUCAAAUAGUCCUUGGCGAUUUUGGUUGCUGUCACUAUUUCAACAAACAAAAUCAAUCAGCUCCACACCCCCCGACUUUAAAUCCCACCUCAGAAAAUCAAGAUAAUAGCGGUACUGUCGACCAAACAGCACAAUACAUAAGUAUGAUAGCUGCAACACUUGCUUCUCGUGGAACACAUGGAUAUUACUCGCCUGAAUCAAAACAAAAGAUUUAUUACGCUUCAAAUGAUAUAUAUUCAGUUGGAUCAACCCUUUUCCAUUUACUUUCAUGUCAUCCAGAUGAUAUCGAGAAAAGGAGAGAAUUUAUCAAGAACCACAAAAAUAACAGCUUUGAUGCCGAUCAUAUUAAAAUAUCAACAGAUAGAUACUCUCCAAAUUUAAUUAAUUUUGUCAAGAAUCUAUUAACCGCAACACCUCAAGAUCGUCUUUCAUUGGAUGAUUUGAAAGGACAAAUAAUCAAUGAACACACACAGAGAAUCACAUCAUUUUUCAUCAAUCAACAACAAAUUCUAUCAAACACAACAACAUUAAUAUUGGAUGGUGAGUUUAACAGUCUUCUCAAAGGAUUACCUCCAAAAAAACUUUUAAAAUUAUCAUUAUUGGGAAAAUUUGACCAACCAAUUGGAUGGAGUGACAUUCCUGAUAGUGUUGAAACAUUAAUAUUUGGAUCAUCAUUUAAUAGUGAAAUUAAAUCAUUUCCAAUGACAUUAAAAAUUUUGGUACUUGGUAAAUCAUUCAACAGAACAUUGCCUAUACCUCAAUUAGCUCCCACCAUCCACAUAACCAGAGACAGAGAAUUUAGCAAAUAUGGCCAUUUUAUUAGCCACCAACUCCAUAACAUUUGGCUAAUACCAAAAGUAUUUAAGGAUUGGACACCAGAUCAAAUGAAGAGUGUCAAUAUCUACCGCUGCAAUGAUUCUGAUCAGGUAACCAUCAGUUCAUUUAUAAAAACCAACGUUAGGGAGUCAAAUUUAAUGUUGACAAUUGGUGACAAAUGUUAUGGAGUUGGUGAAGUCGAGAGGAAUAAUAAUAUGCUGGUGUGGAAGUUUGCUGAUACCAAAUUAUCUAUCAAUCUAGAAGAUGUCAAAGUAAUAUCGCAUGUUCGCGCAUCAACACAUCCACAUUUAUUUUGUCAAAUCGACAAACUCAAAUUCGAAGAAAUCAACCCACAGUUUGGAGACUGCCAACCAGAAUCGGAAUUUCCUGUCAAGGGAAUGAAGAAAUUAUUUGAAUUGGAUGAAGACAAUAUCCAUCAAGAGUUUGAACAUAAUCAUCAAUAUCUAAAUAUUAGAUUGAUUUACAUCAAACCAUCUACACUAUCAAACUUGAAAUGGAUGUUCAAUUAUGGAUGGGAUUUGAUUUUCACACCAAAUUGA
Cavenderia fasciculata is the source of this 3846-nucleotide messenger RNA. RefSeq names its product putative calmodulin-binding protein. Gene Ontology annotation, biological process: protein phosphorylation. The record is from RefSeq and is a predicted model, not a curated record. The transcript is spliced from 7 exons. Lineage: Eukaryota; Evosea; Eumycetozoa; Acytosteliales; Cavenderiaceae. Gene Ontology annotation, molecular function: protein kinase activity; ATP binding. Bases 1 to 3846 code for a protein of 1281 amino acids.